AUGGCUGCCAGCACAGCGUCACCAAUAGCGACUUCGAGUCCCUCCACAGCGAUGAAUCCUACUACGACAGAGCACGACUUUCGCUUCCCGCGAAGACCCUUCGAACCGUCCUUCGGUCACCACACCGAAUCUUUCCGGCCGAGUAAGGAUAAUGCCGACGAGAAUAGUCCUGGAGAUUUGCGCAUACAUGAGCUCAACUUAGAUAUGGAUUUUACAAAAACUGACAAUCCUGCACACUUCGAUUUUCUGCAAACCUCGCUCUUCCCCAACUUACGAAAUGGCAUGUCCGGGAACAGUGAGAGUUUGGAGCAAAUGCAGCAAAAUGAUCCGCUUGCCACCCAGAUUUGGAGGUUUUUUCGCAACACGAAGCAGAGUUUGCCUAGCCAGGAUCGCAUGGUGAAUUUGACGUGGCGCAUGAUGCAUUUGAGUCUCCGCAGAAGGAAGCAGGAGGAAGACGCUCGUCGUAAUGCUCUUCGUGAGUACGACAAUACCGCUACGAAUAAUGCCAAUGCCCCCAGCGGCAUUGCGCAACUCAGGAAAACAUCAGAUCAUAAUUAUUUACAUACGGAUCCUAUGAAUCUGGACGAUUUCAUAUUUCCUGAAAAUGUCGCGACACCGGCUGGAUUGGCCGCGACACCCUCACCUGAUACAAGCAAGCAGGAGGGAGAGAAGCCGGCUCACACGACCGCCGCCGCUAUCCCUAUCAAAUCCCGUAGAAGCGCUUCACAGAACUUCGUUCCUCAAUCAGUCCCUGUUCCUCCCCAUCAAAGAAAUCAGGAUGAAUUCGCAUACGUCACUCGACAUCAUCGGAAGACCAGCAUUGACGAGAGACGAACUACUACUCGGAAUUUGAAGCGACCUGCUAACUUUUCCCCUCAUGUUUCCGCCCUCAAUAGCAACGGUUAUGUAGCCAAUGAGCUAGAUGCUGAUUCUGAUCUUCACGAAUAUUCUCUAGAAAACUCCCACGCGAAUGGCAAUGCUCAAGUUUCACACCAUUCCGGACCAUCCUUUCACCUUGAUAACUUUCACAUGGAAAGUGAUCCAAUCAUUAAUUCAGCAGGCCCCUUCCAGCAUGGCUUUUCAUUCUCACCUUCGACCUCGCCAAUGGUUCCCCAUGGCCCCUUUUCGAAUUUCUACAAUCACCAUGGCGUUGCUCCAAAUUCGGCGAAUGGUGCAGAUUACUACUCUCCGCCAGGAUCUGCGUAUCAGUCGGCUGUUUCUACCCCACACCCUAUUGUGGAAAAUGAGAAUAUGUUCUUCAGCUCGAUGGAUGUCCGCCACCAACGAGCACAGAAUUUCCGUCAUGGCCCAGCAUCUUUGAGGAACCAAAUGAGCCAGCAAUACAUGCACCAUUCCAACGGCAACUCAAUGUUUCAUCCCACUACUACUGGGGCAGAUUCGUCAACCUCUUUCACCCAAACUCUCACUUUCGGCCACGUUGACCCAAGCCAAGUCUUUCAGCCUGAGCACCCAGUUCGUUCGCCCGGUGUGGGUAUGGCACAUGAGAAUAUGUUUAAUUUUGGCAUCGAUUCUGACAAUGAGGAUGAGGACGGAGGUGCAUUCGCUGACCGAAACAUGGGAAUGCACCAGCCUUUUUCACCUGAUAAUGAAGUAGGCAUGGAUAUGGGCAACAAUCAAAACUCCAUGGGGUGGGAUGCUGCUUUGCCUGGGCAAUUUAGUACACAAGCGGCUCGCUACCCUGGUGGCCCACCCCGUAAGCAAGUCACUAUUGGGGGCACGACAACCGAUUUUCUAGACUCUGGGGAUUGGGACAGUCAAGGCAGCUUGCCUCGUUCCCAGUCAUUUAGGUCGGUCAGUGACAGGCGCCAGAAGAUGUCUCGUACAUCAUCGACACCGAGCGCCAACUUGGGCGGCCGUGGAAAUCCGUUCGAUAAGAUGGCCCAGUCGAACCCGAAUUCUCCACCAGCAGAUGUGUCAGGAACUGUCUCGGGCUUCUCUUCCGUAGCACCCAGUCGACCUGCGUCCCCACCCGGCUCCAAACAUGGGUCCACGAACAACCUGCAAGCUGCCGCGGGAGGCCAAGGGGACGGGAACGCACCUACUACUUGCACCAACUGUUUCACGCAAACUACGCCACUAUGGCGUCGAAACCCGGAAGGGCAGCCUCUUUGCAAUGCUUGUGGCCUAUUUUUGAAACUUCAUGGAGUUGUAAGGCCGUUGAGUUUGAAGACCGAUGUGAUCAAGAAGCGUAACCGUGGAUCUGGCGCCAGUCUCCCGGUUGGUGGGACAAGCACAAGGUCAAAGAAGAAUUCCGGAAAUGCAUCGGGCCCCGCUUCUGGACCUGCUUCACGCAAAAAUUCAACCUUAACUAUGUCUGCUGCAAACAAUUCAUCGCAGGUUACCACCCCGCCAUCGGCAACCAACAGGGCCGGCAGUGUCAAUGAGGGCGAAAGUCCUGCAAGUGGUGCUGGCGGUUCCGGUGGUAACACGGCAGGCAGCACGCCCACAAGUUACGCAGGUUCUGCCAAUGGUGCUGUUGGCGGUAAAGGCGUUGUGCCUAUUGCGGCCGCUCCCCCCAAAAAUGCACCUGGGCCGGGUGCCGCUUCGCUCCCGCGAACUAUCGGCGCCAACGGCUCUUCCAAGCGUCAACGACGUAAUAGCAAGAGUACUGGUCCCAACGAAUCGUCCACUGUCAUGGAUAUUGACAGUCCCGAGAAUUCGACUGGCUCGAACGAAGCAGCUCGCUCCAUUGGUUCAUCAAGCGGGUUCGCUAGCAUAUCAAACCCAGGAAACUUGGGCCUUGCUAAUAGUUUCGGCAUGACCCAAAGACCUAUGAUGGGAUCUGGCAUGGUCGGAAUGUCGAGUGCUCCUAGUGGUGUGAUGAAUACCGGUUCUGGCAAUGGACCCCAGGAAUGGGAAUGGUUAACGAUGAGCCUCUAA
Molecule: messenger RNA, 2901 nt
Organism: Hypoxylon fragiforme
Lineage: Eukaryota; Fungi; Ascomycota; Sordariomycetes; Xylariales; Hypoxylaceae
Exons: 3
Coding region: 1-2901 (966 amino acids)
Biological process (GO): positive regulation of transcription by RNA polymerase II; negative regulation of transcription by RNA polymerase II
Molecular function (GO): RNA polymerase II cis-regulatory region sequence-specific DNA binding; zinc ion binding; DNA-binding transcription factor activity, RNA polymerase II-specific
Source: RefSeq, a predicted model, not a curated record